CCGAGCCGAGCCGAGCCGAGCUCCUCCGCUUCUUCUUCUUUGGUACUUUUUGACGAACUUUUUUUGUUUCCAGCGGUGCGUCGAGCAUCACCAGAAUCUGCGGGAUGGACUGAGCUGACGUCAGAGAGUCCAGUCAGCGUGGAUCCUUCAGGGAAGACGCGUGGUUCUUCUUGAGACCGUGUCCCAGGAGGAGGGGGGGUUUGUUUGCGAGGAUCCUCAUCAUGGAAGAGGACGAAGGGCACCGGGAGAACGGGAUCCAAGUCGCUAAAGACUCGGACCGACAGCAGCGGCUCCGGCUCUGCGUUUUAAACGAGAUCCUGAACACGGAGCGGGAUUAUGUUCGGACCCUGCUCUUCCUCCAGUCGGCAUUUUUGCAGAGAAUCAGACAAAUUCCAGAUGACCAACAAUGUCUCUCACCUGAACAUGUCAAGAUCCUGUUUUCAAACAUCGAGGACAUCCUGGAGCUGCACAAAGAGGUGUUCUCCGUCGUGGAGACCAGUCUGCAGCCUGAACCUCAUCCCAACCAUUCGCUGGGCCACGUGUUCCUCCAGUUUAAGGAGAGUUUCUCGGUGUACGGAGAGUACUGCAGUAACCACGAAAAGGCUCUGCGGCUUCUAAUAGAGCUGAACAAAAUUCCCGACAUCAGGACCUUCCUACUGAGUUGCAUGCUUCUUGGAGGCAAGAAGAGCACAGAUAUUCCCCUGGAGGGUUACCUCCUGACUCCCAUCCAGAGGAUCUGCAAGUACCCUCUGCUGCUGAAGGAGCUGCUUAAAAGGACCCCUAAGAAACAUGCAGAUUACCCUGCAGUGGAGGAGGCCCUGCAGGCCAUGAAGGCGGUCUGCUCCAACAUCAACGAGACCAAGAGGCAGAUGGAGAAGCUGGAAGCUCUAGAACAGCUGCAGUCRCACAUUGAGGGCUGGGAGGGAACCAACYUGACGGAUAUCUGCACAGAAUUGCUUCUUCAUGGAAAUCUUCUCAAAAUCUCAGCAGGCAACAUCCAGGAACGUGUCUUCUUUCUCUUCGACAACCUUUUAGUUUAUUGUAAAAGGAAGUCCAGGGUUUCUGGAAAGAAGUCCAGCAAGAGGACCAAGUCUAUCAACGGGCCCCUCUAUGUGUUCAGAGGCCGAAUCAACACCGAGGUGAUGGAGGUGGAAAAUGUGGAAGAUGGAACAGCUGACUAUCACAGCAACAACUACACAGUGACUAACGGCUGGAAGAUCCACAACACGGCGAAGAACAAGUGGUUUGUGUGCAUGGCCAAAAAUGCAGAGGACAAGCAAAAGUGGCUGGAUGCUAUCCUGAGGGAGCGAGAGCAAAGAGAAAGUUUGAAGUUGGGAAUGGAGCGAGACGCCUACGUGAUGAUAGCAGAGAAAGGGGAGAAACUUUACCACAUGAUGAUGACCAAGAACAGGCACCUGAUCAAGGAUAGGCGCAGGAAGCUCAGCAUUGUGCCCAAGUGCUUUAUGGGAAAUGAGUUUGUGUCGUGGCUGUUAGACAGUGGAGAGAUCAGUAACGCUGACGAAGGAGUCAACCUGGGACAAGCCUUACUGGAAAAUGGCAUCAUUCAUCACGUGUCCGACAGGCACCAGUUCAAGAAUGAACAGGUGCUGUACCGCUUCCGCUACGAUGACGGCACCUACAAGGCUCGCAGCGAGAUGGAGGACAUCAUGUCGAAGGGCGUCAGGCUUUACUGCCGUCUUCACAGCCUGCACACUCCAGUCAUCAAGGACAGGGACUACCAUCUGAAAACCUUCAGAUCUGUUGUCCCUGCCAGUAAGCUGGUGGACUGGCUUAUCUCACAGGGCGACUGCUCGAACCGAGAGGAUGCUGUGAUGCUGGGAGUGGGGCUCUGUAACAGCGGCUUCAUGCACCACGUCUUGGAGAAGAGCGAGUUCAAAGACGACUCGCAGUUCUUCCGUUUCUACGCCGAUGAGGAAACCGAGGGGACCGGCACCAAGAGCAAGCAGCUCCAGCGAAAYGACUUCAAACUCAUAGAAAACAUCUUGGCCAAGUCCCUCGUGAUUCAUCCCGAGGAGGAGGACUAUGGCUUUGAGAUCGAGGAGAAAAACAAGGCCAUUGUGGUGAAAUCUGUCACCAGGGGAUCACAUGCUGAGAUGGCGGGCCUGCAGGUGGGCAGAAAGAUCUACACCAUCAACGAGGACCUGCUGUUCCUGAGGCCGUUCUCAGAGGUCGACGCCAUGAUCAACCAGGCUUUCUGCAUGCGACGCUCUCUGCGGCUGCUGGUCGCCACCAAAGCCAAGGAGAUCAUAAAGAUCCCCGACAACCCCGACAGCCUCUCCUUCAGACUCUUGGGAUCGGCGCCGCCUCACGUCCACGCAGUCAGAAAAGGCUGGGAGGCGGCCGGGGCCGGUCUUCAGCCGGGCCAGGUUGUUCUGAAAGUCAACGGCAACAAUGUGAACCGCAGUGAUUACCAGGAAGUCCUGGAKCACUUCAGCGCCCACCACACGCACCAGGAGCCUCCUCAAGCG
Messenger RNA from Austrofundulus limnaeus, 2489 nucleotides. Its product is annotated as phosphatidylinositol 3,4,5-trisphosphate-dependent Rac exchanger 1 protein. Lineage: Eukaryota; Metazoa; Chordata; Actinopteri; Cyprinodontiformes; Rivulidae. The record is from RefSeq and is a predicted model, not a curated record. Gene Ontology annotation, biological process: regulation of signaling; G protein-coupled receptor signaling pathway; intracellular signal transduction. Gene Ontology annotation, cellular component: plasma membrane. Gene Ontology annotation, molecular function: guanyl-nucleotide exchange factor activity; protein binding; GTPase activator activity.